AUGGAUAAAAGAAAACGCUCUAACUUCAAUCAAUCUAAAUAUUGGCUCGACGACUCGGAACAUUUCGAUGACAAGUCCAGCGACGAAGAUACUAAUGUAAAUCAUGAUUCUGAAGAUGCGGAAAUACCUUCUACUCUUCAAGAUACUUCUGAUGAAUCAGAUGAUGGCACGGUCGAAAAGGAUUCAGGUGAUGAAUCCGAUGAAAAUAGUGUUGAUACCGAAAGUAUGAGUGACGAAGAACCACCUAGACGUCGAGCAAAACGUAAACCACAAGUUAAACCAACACCGGUUAAAAUAUUUUCUUCAAAAUCUGGUCGACAAUGGACAUCGAAAGAACCUCCCAAGAAAAAAGUUCCAAUUGCUAAUAUAUUGCGACAGCGAACUGGUGUUGGUCGACCAGCAGCAGAUAUACAAACUCUAAAAGAAGCAUUUCAACUUCUGAUCACUCAGGAAAUGGUUCUUCUUUUGGUCAAAGAAACCAACCGACGAGCACAUCUACUCUUGGAACGAUGGAGUGAAGAAAAUCCUGAUGAAAAAAGUGGGGUCGAUCGAAUGAAUCAGAUGGUUCAGACAUAUUCAUGUAAACGAAAAACAAAACGAUGGCCAAUGACGUUCUUCUUCAACAUAAUUGAUGUUGGUGCUCUUGCUGCUUGCAUCGUUUGGUUAACUAAAAAUCCUCAAUGGAAUGAGAAGAAAUGCUAUCGUCGACGUAUAUUUCUAAUGGAAUUAGGUUAUGAUCUCAUUCAAUCUCAUUUGGAAAGACGACAACAUCAGCCACAAGCACUUCAAAAAGGCGUUCGAAUAGCUAUGCAAGCAAUUGGACUAACUGUUGCUACUUCACAACCGAAUACAGUUUCAACAGACACUGCAAAGCAGCGUUGUCAUCUUUGUCCGCGAGAGCGCGAUCGGAAAGUUGUUACUCAUUGUUCAAGUUGUAAUAUUCCCUGUUGUCCUGAUCAUCAUAAAGUUAUUUGCACUGUGUGUAGCGAAACAUUUUUAGGAUAA
Molecule: messenger RNA, 1005 nt
Organism: Rotaria sordida
Lineage: Eukaryota; Metazoa; Rotifera; Eurotatoria; Philodinida; Philodinidae
Source: the annotation of a GenBank genome assembly